Corythoichthys intestinalis (scribbled pipefish) is the source of this 2675-nucleotide messenger RNA. RefSeq lists its product as uncharacterized. The transcript is spliced from 3 exons. NCBI's taxonomy places the organism in Eukaryota, Metazoa, Chordata, Actinopteri, Syngnathiformes, Syngnathidae. The record is from RefSeq and is a predicted model, not a curated record. The coding region runs from base 141 to 527 and encodes 128 amino acids.
CAGUUCGUUCACGCGUUGUGAACGAGACAUUCGGGCUGCUUCCCUCCCCACCCGUAAGGUGGCACCGCACCGCUGCGAGAAUUUCCCCCCAAAGUAGCAGUACUGGGACCCCACUCCCACGUCCAUCCUGUGCUGCAUCCAUGACUUUACACGCCUGGCUGGUGUACAGGCUUGGAUUUAUUUUGGCGCUCUGCUUGACACAAGUGGAGGGUCUGCAGUGCUAUGGCUGCAACAUCAUCCAGGGUCAGAGGUACGUGGACGUGGGCUGCUCCAACCCAGAGGUGCUCACCUGCACCCACUCGCACAAGGGCUUCAAGCAUCGCUUCUGCAUCAAGACAGAGAGCACAGCACUCGGCAUCGUCCUGACCAGUGGCUGUGCCACAUCCAGACACUGCCAACAACAGGAGCUGCCAGGCGUGCGCAUCCAUUGCUGUGACUCGGACCUAUGCAACAGCGCCCCCUCGCGCAGCAAACUACACCACGCAUGCGCGCUGGCCAGCCUGUUGAUGCUAAGGAUGUGGUUGUAGAUGAGAUGCUAAGCAAACUCAAUUUGUAUAUACCUAAAAUCCCAAAAGAAAAACUGUCAUGCACUCACUUGGCAUUCUGAGUUAGAGACGGAAUCAUUUUUAGUGGCAUAAUGUUAAAUGGACUAAAUGAUCAGGUGUUACGUAUAAAACUGGGAUUAAAUUGACUUUCAGGUACAAAGAGGGAUUAGAAUCUAACAGUUUGUGUUUUCAGGAACUGAUUGAUUGACAUUCUAAAUAACAUCUUAAAUAUGUAGUACUUUUUAAGGAAGCACAAUAUCAAUAGCUUCUUUACAAGUUUUAAGUGUAUGAAUUAUUCUACGUUUAAAAACACUAAGACAUUGUCAUUUCAUCAAAAAAACAAACAGAAAAAUAUGAAGUGGCUGUUUGAAUGGUGUUGAAAGACACAUUUUUACUACGAUACUUUUCUAUUGUGCCGCACUGACAUUCACAUUCAAGAGUUAACAAUUUUGAUGUUCUGCCAAAAGUGUAGCACUGGCUUCAACAUGCGCAAGCUGACACAAGCUGGGCUGCACUGUGACCAAGGGCGUAGGUUUGCAUAGGGACGUUAGGGACAUAACACCACCAACUUUUAAGGACGCUCAAAUUGUCCCCACCAAAAUUUUUAGCAACCUUAUUUGCUUUAUAUAAUGACUUCAGUUACAUAGCUCAUUUAAAAUUUCCCAUAAGUUGUAAGCAUAGAAUUGACCCUACAAUUAGUAAAUGAAUUACUUUCAUUGUUCAGACUUACAUUUAACCCUUUUCACUUGCUGAAUGUGCCAGUCCAUUUUUUCCCCCUUAAACGCACGAUUGAUUGGCUGAUGACUAGAACCCCCACAUUCACACAACACCAGCAGAAAUACAUGACGACAUCCCGCCUCCUCUGCCCCAUUCGAAGAGGAAGGAUAUUAGAAGUUUUUUUUUUUCGGCCAGCAGCAGCAGCAGCCACUGUCAGUGAUAUAAAAAGACGUCAAUGUUGUGGAGGUGGGGAACACACCACUAAUUUUGCUACUGAAAUUCCGACCUGCCAGAGUUAGCAUAACACGGAACUGCGUGAACUUGCUAAUCUGUAAAACUCGAGUAGAAAGCUGCUUAAAGAGGUGUUUCUCCACGUUUUCUACUCUUAACGUUAAUUCAACUGUGCAUUUUGUGAAUUUGUACCCUAAUUAAAAUGUAUUUUCUACAUCCUUAAAAAAUAUUUUUAUUUGCAGCCUAUGCACCUGCCUUUUUACCCCCCCCACCCCCCCCCUAAAAAAACAAAACACAACCACUGUAAAUUUACAAUAUAUGGAGCAAGCAUUUUGAAAAAUGACAUUCUCCCAUGAAUUUUUUUCCCCCAAUUUUUAUAUAGGAACUAGCAAAUUUUGAGAAAUGUACCCAAUCUGUUUGGUCUAAUUAAUGUCCCGUCACCAGCAAAAAAGUGUACAUGCAGGUUAUGCUGUUAUAUCGUCCCUACCAAUGUUGAGACCAAACUUACGCCCUUGACUGUGACCCUCACCUAACAAUGUAUUACAAAACUGUCUCUGUUUAAUCAUCCAAGUUAUUUUAGAACCCUGCCAAAUGUAAAGUACUGGUUAAUAUGUUCAAUAAGUUCGGGCGGAAUCAAGCAACUACAGUAUAUGCUUGGGUGGUGCGCUGACAAAGGCACAAUUCAAUAAAUGUUGAUACAGAUCCAAAAAUAGGUGUGGAUGAUGCCAAUGUUGUGUAUGUGUGUGCUGCGAUUGCCUACGGCCAUGUCAGGGUCUGCCCAGAUUCUCUCACUGAAAGUUAAUUUUGUUUCACGAAUACUUACAGAAUAUUUUCAAUGAUUUCGUGUGAUGGAAAGUCUUAUUUUACCCUUAUUCAUUAACGCAAGGCUCAUUGAUUACAUUGACAUUUGCCAUAAAAAGCAGAACUUUUGAAAAAGCUUACGCUUACUUUUACUGUUAGGACAUGCUGUGCAUUUAUUCAUUCAAUUACUAAGCAACUUCAUAUCUAUAUUGAGAUAGGAAGAUAUGUGUUGUUAUUUAUAGGCCACUCAUUUACUUUUUGUCAAAUGAUAUAUGCAUAUAUUUUUUUAGUUUUGUUGUUGUUGUUGUUAAUUCUUGGCAAAGCUCAAGAGAGCACACUGCAUGCGGUUAUACAUGAUUGUAAGAGUCACUGCAUGUCAAA